Molecule: messenger RNA, 4674 nt
Organism: Phytophthora nicotianae INRA-310
Lineage: Eukaryota; Oomycota; Peronosporomycetes; Peronosporales; Peronosporaceae
Exons: 16
Coding region: 43-2781 (912 amino acids)
Biological process (GO): resolution of meiotic recombination intermediates
Cellular component (GO): condensed nuclear chromosome
Molecular function (GO): single-stranded DNA binding; ATP hydrolysis activity
Source: RefSeq, a predicted model, not a curated record
GUGAAAAACCAACUUCAACGAGAGUGAUUUUCAUUCUGCAAGAUGCCGCGCUCCAACCGUGCAGAUGGUCACGACGCGGAGGCAACAGUAAGCACCAAACUCCGCGCUCAAACGAGCAAAAUCGUUGACUGCGUGGCGAAGUAUUUUGAAGAACUGGAGGCAGACGUCAGUAUGACUCGACAAAGGAGCAAACGAGAAAAACGGCAGCGAUCCACGGAGAAUCUGGGGUUUAACGGCGUAGUAGCACAACAUGGCGGCAAAGGGUAUCCUGGACAUGCGGAGAAGGAAAAUUGCCGGGGAGACAUUCACCCAAGACGUGAUAAUGCUCAGUAUGCCGAAGACUCUGUGGUGGGAGGUUGCAGUGGACGCGUGGGGACCCCUAAAGGUGGCAGUUUGCUGGAGUCUAAGAGCUGUAGUACUCAAGCGGUAAAAAAAGAUGCGCUCGCUUGCCACGACUGUGUGGGUAGCAUUACGGACGACAUGGAUGAUGACGAUGAACACCACAGCGAGCAAUACUGGCAUUUAACUACAUUGGACCUCCCUGAAACCCCUUCUACAAUCUUUACAGUCGGGUACGCUGGCAUCAAACAAAGUAGCGAUAAACAUCUUCGAGAACUCAUCGAGACACUACAAGCAAAAGAAGAGGAUAUACCCAACUGGAACGCGGCCGUGCCGGGUUUGUGGUCUUAUUGGGAAACGCGCAGGAUUAAGCGCGACGAAAUGACUCUUGGCGACUUUGACCAGGUGAUGAAGACUCAAAAACCGCUACGUCCAUUGUCUACACCGCGGCGAAUGCAGUGCGAUUGGUGUGAGACGCUCAGAUCGAGUGAGAAUUUUCUUUACGACGAGUCGAGUAUGCUUCUUAGGAAGAUAGACAGAGCGAAUGUCCAGAUGCUGCUGCUCAAGAAGGACAUUGUCGUGCCGAACGUGUUUGAGGCUGAUUGGGGGAGAUCUUUGCUCGAGAUGCGUCCUCCUCGGUCUUCAGUAGAGCUUCAGCAAUUAUUACUCCCUUUUGAGCUGGUGCGAUGCGAUGAUGCAAGAAUUAUCGAUGCUCCAUCCGAGAUUGUAUCACUUGCGGACAGCUACUUGCGCAGCCUUCGACGUCCAGAUAUCUCGCUGACUCGGGCAGCAAUGAAUAUCCGCAGCGUAUGGAAUACCGCGAUCGUAACGAACAGACUCGCAACACUGGUUGCAGAGGAACGACCAUCAGCGGUGCCACAACCAACAGAACCUGAACCGCCGUUCAGCUCAGCACCCCGCAAUUCGCAGCUCGAUAGAAUGGUACCUGAAAGAGCAGGAGUAUCAGAGCCCAUUUCGAAUUAUCCGGUACCAGAAUCACGAUCGGAUUUACUGAAUACGAAGAUUCGCAAUGAUGGUCGAAGAAUUGCUAAACAAACCAACCAGCCGUUAACAGUUGCUGCAAAACUAAAAGUUAUUGCUGAGGACAAUCCGCCGAGCACCGACUAUUUUUUGAGCGAUGGAUUUUUGCAGUGCACCUGGAGUGAGCCACCGACAGAGGUCGAAGUGGGCGACGUCGUUGUAAGAGAGGAAGCGAACACGUGUGAUUCCAAUGAGGACUUAAAGCGCGACCAGCUUCUUCAACAACUUUCUCGACCAGCGUUGUGGGGUCUUAUGCGGAAGAAGUUGCUUCAGGUGGAUCAAACUUCUUUUCAACAUGCUCUGAACCGCGUCAGUUUGGAGGCUUUAGAAGCGAUCAUCUUGCAGCAAUUUCAGAAGGUGAAAAGCAUGUCCCUAAAUCCUUCAGCAUUUUCCAGUUUCGAGAUAGUCGAGGUGUGCACCGGUCUUCGCCAAGCUGCUUGGCUACAUACGUUGCGCAUUGUGUCGAUCACUCAGGCUCGAAAUGGAGAUGUGCUGUCUGCAGAUCUAGUUAAAAUUCUUUCCAGUGCCAAGUACAAGCACGUACUGGGCUCUUCCAAUCGGAAAGAUCUUCUCACGUACCUGCAAAUAAUCGGUGGAAAUGCGGUGCCUUCGGAAUCAAUAGCUCAGGUUGAAGCCAAUGCUUCUACAUCCAAGGAAGAUUCAACACUUCAGCCUGCAUCGAAAAGACGAAAAGUUUUACAAGCAGAGAAGGAGAGUGUACCUGUCCGUGUUUUGUGCUCGGUCGAAUUUCUGGAGCAGGAUGACCUUCUCGAUGAACUUUGCACUGAACAGCAGAUUUUUUUCGCUGAUCGAGAUCUUCCACCACCAAUUGAUAUCCUCGUGGACGAGAGGAACUGCAUUUGUGUUGUGAACGAAGUUACGUUCCAAGCUGAAGCCAACACACGAAAUUUCAUUUUGAGUUUGGCUCGCUUGCAAAUCCAGUUGAAAAAAUGUUGGCUUGUUAUCGCCCUGAGAACCUCUCCUUCAGCCGAAACAGAAGACAUUAUGCAUGCGUUUCUUGCAGCUCUGGUGCAAUUUCGGAUUGAAGUUCAAGUUCUUACCAGCUUUUCGUGCGAGGAAACUGGUCGCCUUGUGCGUGCCGUCGUGGAUGAAUGCGCCGACGUCGCACUGAAUGAUCACCGUAUCCUGCCUCGCUUGUGGUUCGAACGCCCAUUCCUACUGGAAGAAGUGUCACAAUUCGAACGCUUUCUCGUGUCGACGAAUAUCGUUAACCACUACGCGGCACAGUCACUGUUGCAUAAGAUCUCCAUGAACGAUCUUUUCUCCAAAAGUUUGGAUGAGUUAAAGCUUCUCGUCCAGAAUGCGGUGACGGACGAACAGCUCGAUCUGCUUUGGCGGCUUGUGCAGCAAGAUCAUGGGCUCAAUGGACGCAUGCAAUAGCAUGUCAGGCAACAAGCUCUGAUGCUUAGACCGAUUACAGAGGAAUCCACGCUCAAACUGGUUUCUUUUCAAAUCCAGGAGUCUUUCGUUGAAGUGGUGUCACGCCACUUCACCACUGGUGCGUACAUGUACUACAGUACUUCAACUGACUUCCAAAAUCAAGUGUUACCUGUGACAAGGACUCCUUGCCAAGUUAGCUAUUCGGACAUUAAUCUCCAACCGAGCCUUAGUUCGUCAGCAAAAUGGAUAACGGGCCGAGAGGAUAAGGGAUGUGAUGGCAGGGCAAACCCAUUUGACAAUUUGCAGUAUAUGCAACUGAUUUCCGAUUAUCCAGCAGUGAACGUAGGCUGAGAAUCGGCAUUGAUAUCGCCCGAAUGCUACUAGCGAUCAUCGCUCUCACCAUGACAACGGUGUAUGCAAACACUAACGUGACGAUAACCAACGACGAGGACACAACGGCGACAAUCCAAGAACACGAAGUACAGGUUACGCCCUCUGACGGAAGCACUACCUCCUGGGAAAUAGCGGAUCCUACUUCCAACAGUGAUCACCCUGGACGCAUAACGAUCGCGUGUUCAAGUGAUGGCAUUCUCACAAUUGCAAACUCAUCCGACAACGGAUAUGUCCAGAAUUUGUGAAUUCAGUACGGCCAAGCGGAAGAGCUGUAUAACGCAACAGCUGCCACAACUGGAUCUCCUCGAGUUAAUUUUUUGGAAAUAGCGGACGAUACACUGACUGGGUUGAAGAACCUGUCGUUAUUAUCAUUGCUCGGAAUUAACUUCAGUACUCCGGACGUGGCAUUCGUGCUACCGGACACGAUUGAGAUCUCUGCCACUACUGCCGAAGAUUUUCGUUCACUGCGUCAGACAUCUCUACAUUGCAAGAAAUCGUGCUGCUCAACAACGCCGUUGCGACGUUACCGAAGUUUUUCUAUGAACAGCAGUAUCCGCAAGGAGCGGUCAACCUGAAAGUUAUUUUAUUUAAGUUAAAGUCUGGUUUCUCACGAAUGCGACCAUAACGUAGGUCACUGCAAUGGAGGUUGCCAAUCUCGAUGGAGCUUCCAGUCGUGUACUUCGAAAACUUGAGAGCGAAUCUCGACAAAUCUCUUCCGGCGGAUUCUGGUUCGUUGCAGGUGGAUGAAGCGUCUAGACCCAACACUGCAGUCUAAUGUGUGAGGCUGCCAGAUAUGACAAGGAAAGGUUCGAGAUUCAAAUAUGAAGGCCCCAGUCUUAUCUACAGCCUUACCGGCUUCCAUACACAAUACUACGCACGGUCUUGAGCAUGACAUCACCCCAGGCCAUAAUACCCGUCGCAAGUUCUUGCAGUACGUCCUCGGAGAGCGAGAAGUGAGUAGCUGACACAUCCUUCCGAACGCGCUCAGCCGAGUUGUACGGAUAGAGUUCGUCCUGGUCGAUGGAGUCGAGCACGACCAUCCCGCAUUGCCCAUCUGGAUCCAUCUUCGGGAACAAAAGCGAGCUCGUUUCCAUUGUGACAUUGUCGAGAACAGUCGACAGUACCCGAGCGUUGUAUACACUACCGUCAAUUGUCUCGUAGUCGUCCCUGACCGUGAUGUGCCCCAGUCGCUCGGUGAUACUGAUCUCCAUGUUCGUGAGGUAGUACACGGCUGCAUCAUAGACUUGCUGGAGAGACUUGACGCCGGGGAAUUGCACCGUCUCGAAGCGUACCCCGCAGAAAUCUCCUUGCGCCGUCUCGAAGCGCUCGUCGGAAUACUGAGCCUUAGCUGGGUCGACGUAGUGUCUAGGAUCCAUGGCGAAGUCGUACGCGUUGCGUAGCUUUUCCUCUCGAAUAGAGACGAGUUUGGCUCGGCGUUGGUCCCAGUUUUUUGGGAGGCAAAUGCGAGUGUAGAGUGGAUGAGAUUGUUGAGCUCCCUGC